AGAGGAGGGAGGAGAAUGGAUCUUUUCUGUGUGAGACGCCGGCACUACCUCACACUGCUCCUUACCACCUGUCCUUGACUUAGUGAGCACAGGCGGGACAGGCAGCUGGCUUCCUUCAACAGCUUUCCUGUUUGUUUAUCUGCCAACAUUCUUUAAAAAAAAAAAACAUUUCCCCCACUGUGCUCUUCUUCCUGUGGUGCUUCGCUGCAGAAGUGAAAGACGCUCAUCGUCGGCCAGUGAGAGCUCUGAUGGGAGGCAGCUUUGACUCUGGCUGGGACUGGGGAUGCUGAACGGAGGGAGGGAGGGCCUGUUUGAGCUGGGACAGCAGUUCCAGCAGCAGGGGGAGUACCAGGCCGCCCUCCACUGCUUCCUCAGCUGUCUUCUGGGACUGACCCAUGUACAGAGCUUCACCUCUCUGCCCAACUGCCUGCACCAGAUUGCUGAACUGUUCAUCACUGAAAAGAACUAUGGGAAGGCCCUCCAGUUCAUCCAGGCUGAAAAGAUGUUCUACGAAGUGGCAUUGAUCGAGCUCACUGCUCUUCAGGGGAGUCCAGGGCCUCAGGAGGAGGCCACCCUGGGCUCUGCAGGAUGGACAAACCCAGAGGAGCUGUCAGAGCAGGCCUCUCAAGCGCAACACCUCGAACGGCUGGCUCAGCUCUGCAUCAUGAGCAAACAACCACAUCUUGCCCUAGAAUACAGCGGUAAGGCUACCAAGAUUCAUCAGAGGACCUUCGGUAACGACCAUCCAAUAACUGCCAGAAGCCUGGAGCUCAUGGCAACCGUCUAUGCUGAGAUCGGCAAGACUGAAUACUCAGACUCUCUGGGCCAGUGCGUGUCGGCGCUGUCCAAACGCUUCGCUGCUGCAGAGUCCCUCAGAGACACCGUCAACUGUCUUCCUCAUUCCCACCGCGAGAAAGUUUGCGAGGUGCGUCACAGAAAAGACGCGCACCACCAACAGGAAGACACGCCAAAUCCUAAGGCAACCAGUGGCAAAGUCCCUACCUCCAUUCUAAAGAGGCCAAGUCCUAAUUAUGGGUCAGACGCAGAAACCAACCACAGACGGAAGGGCGAGCGCAGGGUUCGAUUCAGGGAGCCGGAGACCACAGUACACGAUAUUUACUGUGACCCUUUAGGUGCCUAUGAGACAACGCCGGCCCGGCCCCAUCUUGCCCUGUUCACCUGCCUCUUCCUGCUCAUGUCAUUCCUCGGCGUUGCGAUGUACUGCACCGACCGCAGGCGGCCGCAGAGAGCAUGCGAGGAGCUGGAGGCUGCUUUGGCCGUCUACCUGGUUCACAUGAAGCAGCUCCUGUGGGGCUGCUGGAUAUGGCUGACCAUGCAGUGA
Messenger RNA from Poecilia reticulata (guppy), 1342 nucleotides. RefSeq names its product chromosome 22 C14orf180 homolog (gene c22h14orf180). The record is from RefSeq and is a predicted model, not a curated record. Gene Ontology annotation, cellular component: plasma membrane; trans-Golgi network; transport vesicle. Lineage: Eukaryota; Metazoa; Chordata; Actinopteri; Cyprinodontiformes; Poeciliidae. Gene Ontology annotation, molecular function: connexin binding. Gene Ontology annotation, biological process: positive regulation of Golgi to plasma membrane protein transport.